UUAUUAACAUAUUAUAUUGAAAAAAUACCGAUCAAUCUACAUUAAAUUCAUAGUACAAAAAUAUAAUAAAAUAAAAGACAGCCAAAUAUGGAAUUUGAGAAACAUGUUGGAUUCUCCAAACACGCCGUGGUACCAAAAAUUGAACUAGCUUAUCAGGCGAUGCAAAAGAAGAAUAAGAAGUCUCACAGUAAGAAAAGCUUAAAAAAUUCCACAAAGCGUCAACCACAAAAAUGUCCAAGUAGUCAGAACAUUUGGCGCAAGACGAUCGUGCUAACCAAAGUUAAGCAUAAAGCUAAUUUACCUAGGAUAUUUACUCCAGACCGCAUAACUGGAUUGCCACUUGAUUACGAGCGUACGGUAUCAAAAAUUAUGCAUUAUGUUAAUCCGCAGGCUUCAAAUAGUCCUAGCCCGGAUCUGUUGAUAGAGGAAUUCCUAACUCAAACACUAGCCGGUUAUUUGAAGAACUACACAUGCUGCGACCAAUCUUCGUUGAAAAAACAUAUGCGCAUGAUUUUACAAAUUCAGGGACCAAAUGUAGCACAAAGUUACCAUCGCAAUGAUGAAGAGCUGUUCGAGUUUCAUUGCGCCUGCAAGCGCAAGCCCAUCCCACCUGUCAAUAUAGUGCCAAUAUAUGGAAGUAAAUUCAAUUACAACAAUCUGAAGAUAAAAAGCAAAUAGAAAGCCUUCUUACACAUGACUUAAACUCGGCUCAAAUGAAGCACAUUCAAAUUUAAAUUCGCAAAAAUUGGAGCUCAAAUUAAAUUCAACUGGUCUAAAGACCUCGAAAUCGACGCAAGUUGGCAACCAUAUUGUCAGACAACUUAAAGAACCUGUGAAACUUGGCAAGGGCGUUGGUCAGCUUUGGCACUGCAAACAGCGACAGCAGCAUCAACAAUAAGCUCAAUUCACUGAAAAUUUGCAGUUCGCAAAUGGCCACAAACAUAAACUACAGCGAGAGAAGAAAGAGUCAACUUACUAAAUCGGACCGUAAACAGCAAAACUAGGAGCAUCAGAAUAACGAUUGGCAUUGCUAAAUAGGCCAAGAUGUCGUUGUUGCUGUCGAUGAGCAUAUUACUCAACAGGCAAGUAAAGUACUGCGCACCCUAAUUUGUAGACUUGCAAAAAUGAAGUAUGGUAACCAGCCUCUUAGAUGAAUAAUACAAGCGAUAUUUAGAACAUUUACAGCUUAACAAUGCCUGGCACUUUGGCAUAUCGAUUUUUCCUUUAGAUUCUGCUGUGCUCGCAUUUUCCACAAAGACGCAAUCUAUUCGUAUUUUACUGGGUUAUAUGUGUUGACUGGUUUUUGGCGGUGUCGAUAUAUGUAAAUAGUGAAUGGCUGAUUCACUGUGUGGCAGCUCCAACUACGACUACAAAUACAACUUUAGCUAUUCACUCACACGUCUGCUCAAUUAAAACUGGAAAGUUAUUCGACCAUAAAUGCUGCUGACUUGCCCACCGAUGCUGUUGCCUCUUCAUUAAUGGUGGUAAAAGAAUGAGAGAUGAAAUGAAAUGAAAGACGAGCUACUUUUUCUAGUGGCAGCUACCUGGAUUUUUUUCUAUUAUUAUUUUUCAUUCAUUUAUCGGUAUUAGAAAAAACACUUUUAUAUACAUAAACAAAAAGCAAUUAAGACUAAAGCGGUUAACGAAAUUUUCUAUUAUUUAAUGUAACGCAAUAUCGCAAAGUGAAAAAUCAACCAAGAAACACACAAGAACUUCUAAAUACAGAAAACACAU
This is a messenger RNA of Drosophila nasuta, 1734 nucleotides long. RefSeq lists its product as uncharacterized. The coding region runs from base 88 to 678 and encodes 196 amino acids. The record is from RefSeq and is a predicted model, not a curated record. Lineage: Eukaryota; Metazoa; Arthropoda; Insecta; Diptera; Drosophilidae. The transcript is spliced from 3 exons.